GCAGCUUCCGUUUUGCCAUCUUCCUGCUCCUUUUUCGGUUCUCUAUUUAUAGUCAUUGCGUUGCUCAGUAUUGAAUGUCGGCAUCGCAGAGGAUUUUCAGCUCUCUCAUCCUCCCUUCUCGUUCUCCUUCUUCCUCCGUCUUCAAAUCACCAACCUCCCUCUCCCUCCUCCUCCGCUAUUCUCCCUUCUGUUAUCUCUCCUUCUCUCGCUCCAUUUCCUGCUUCAUUAUGCCUCAGAACCAGGGAAAGCUUGGGCAUAGAGAGCAAAGGUGGAAAGAGAAGCCAGGAAAUGAGAUGACGCCUUUGGCCAUGGAAGGUGUAUCUGCAGUUGUUGCAGAAACAGUCACAAAUAAACUUGGUGGAUUGAGUAUUUCAGAGAAUGGCGGGCAAACUCAUCUUUCAUCUCAGCCCCUCCAAUUUGGGACUGGACAUUUGGCAAUGCAGGGUCCUGCACAAGGUGAGAAAACAAUUUGGAAACCAAAUUCCUAUGGAACUAUCAGUGGAGCCACAGCUGUAGGAGUUGAAAGUGUAUCUGCUGAGAAGGCAGAAGUAGCAAUCCAGGGCAGUGCAACUGAAACUGCAGGAACCAAAAGGAGCAUUGAUAGUUUGAGUAAAUUAUUCAAGGGAAAUCUGUUAGAAAAUUUCAAUGUUGAUAACUCGACAUAUACACUUGCCCAAAUUAGAGCGACUUUUUAUCCCAAAUUUGAAAAUGAAAAGUCUGACCAGGAGAUUAGGUUGCUCAUGAUAGAAAUGGUAUCUAAAGGCUUGGCUACUUUGGAGGUCUCACUUAAACACUCAGGAUCACUUUUUAUGUAUGCUGGUAACGAGGGUGGAGCAUAUGCUAAAAACAGCUUUGGAAAUAUAUACACUGCUGUUGGUGUUUUUGUUCUUGGGCGGAUGUUUCGUGAGGCAUGGGGUACCAAAGCUGCAGAGAAGCAAGCUGAGUUUAAUGAUUUUCUUGAGAAGAGUCGAAUGUGCAUAUCAAUGGAGCUGGUAACUGCAGUUCUAGGAGACCAUGGACAGCGUCCCAGAGAUGAUUAUGUGGUAGUGACAGCAGUUACAGAGUUAGGCAAUGGAAAGCCAAAAUUCUACUCAACCCCUCAAUUAAUUACAUUUUGUCGUAAAUGGCGCCUACCAACUAAUCAUGUCUGGUUAUUUUCAACUAGGAAGUCAGUGACAUCAUUUUUUGCUGCUUAUGAUGCACUCUGUGAAGAAGGAACCGCAACUUCUGUAUGCAAGGCUCUGGAUGAAGUUGCUGAUAUAUCCAUACCAGGUUCAAAAGAUCAUAUAAAUGUUCAGGGUGAAAUUUUGGAGGGUCUUGUGGCUCGAAUUGUAAGUCCUGAGAGUGUAAAACAUAUGGAGGAGGUCUUGAUAGAUUAUCCUCCUCCAACAGCUGAUGGCGCUGGCCUUGAUAUGGGACCCAGCUUAAGGGAAAUUUGUGCUGCAAAUAGGUCAGAUGAAAAACAGCAAAUAAAAGCUCUUCUCCAAAAUGUUGGUUCUUCCUUUUGUCCUGACCAUUUAGACUGGUAUGGAAAUGAAUCUGGGGAUGCACAUUCAAGAAAUGCAGACAGAUCAGUUCUUUCAAAAUUUUUACAAUCUCAUCCUGCUGAUUUUUCAACCACCAAGUUGCAGGAAAUGAUUCGUUUGAUGAGAGAAAAACGUUUUCCAGCUGCCUUCAAAUGUUACCAUAACUUCCAUAAAGUUGAUUCUGUUUCAAAUGACAACCUUUUUUAUAAAAUGGUCAUUCAUGUCCAUAGUGACUCAGCAUUUCGGCGGUAUCAAAAAGAGAUGAGGCACAAGCCAGGAUUGUGGCCGCUCUAUCGAGGUUUCUUUGUUGACAUUAACUUGUUCAAAGCAAGUAAAGAGAAGGUUGCUGAAAAAGUGAAAUGCAACAAUACUAAUGUAGGGAACUUUAAUGGUAGUGUUGCCAUAUCAGGAGAAGAUGAUUUAGCUGAUGAUGACAGACACCUAAUGAUCAAACUGAAAUUUCUUACGUAUAAGCUAAGAACCUUUCUGAUUCGCAAUGGCUUGUCAGUUCUUUUCAAGGAUGGUCCAGCUGCUUACAAGGCAUACUAUCUUAGGCAAAUGAAGAACUGGGGCACUUCAGCAGAAAAGCAAAGAGAACUCAGCAAGAUGCUGGAUGAAUGGGCUGUAUACAUAAGAAGGAAGUAUGGAAACAAACAACUGUCUUCAUCCACAUACCUUUCCGAAGCUGAGCCUUUCCUUGAACAGUAUGCCAAACGCAGUCCACAGAAUCAGGCUCUCAUAGGAUCUGCCGGGAACUUGAUAAGAACUGAAGAAUUCUCGGCCAUUGUUGAUGGAGGAGUUGAUGAAGAGGGUGAUCUUGCAACAGAGAGAGAGGCAGUACCAACAAGCCCUAUGCCCUCAGUUGUGGACACUAUUCAGAAACAUCAGGGUUUGAUUGUGUUUUUUCCUGGAAUACCUGGUUGUGCUAAGUCUGCUCUUUGCAAAGAAUUAUUAAAUGCUAGAGGUUUAGGAGGUGAUCGUCCAGUCCAGAAUUUGAUGGGUGAUCUUAUUAAAGGAAAAUAUUGGCAGAAGGUUGCUGAUGAGUGCAGGAGAACACCAUAUUCUAUAAUACUGGCAGACAAGAAUGCACCAAAUGAGGAAGUUUGGAGACAGAUUGAAAACAUGUGCCAUGGCACCAGAGCCUCUGCAGUCCCUGUUGUACCUGAUUCUGAAGGAACGGAUUCAAAUCCAUUUUCACUUGACGCAUUAGCUGUCUUCAUGUUCCGUGUGCUCCAACGAGUCAACCAUCCGGGUAAUCUUGACAAGUCAUCUCCAAAUGCUGGCUAUGUACUGCUGAUGUUUUAUCAACUUUAUGAGGGGAAGAGCCGGAAAGACUUUGAGGAUGAAUUGGUUGACCGCUUUGGCUCACUUGUCAAAAUGCCACUGCUAAAAUCAGAUAGGAGUCCUCUGCCUGAUCCUGUAAGGUCAAUUUUGGAAGAGGGAAUCAAUCUCUACAACCUUCACACAAGGACACAUGGAAGGUUGGAGUCCACCAAAGGUACAUAUACAAAGGAGUGGGCUGAAUGGGAAAAGCAAUUGCGUGAGACCUUGUUUGGCAAUGCUGAGUAUCUCAAUUCCAUCCAGGUUCAAUUUGACUUUGCUGUUCAGCAAGUACUGGAACAACUAAGAAAGAUAGCAAAAGGCGAGUACAUAGCACCCACCAUUGAGAGGAGGAAGCUUGGAACCAUUGCUUUUGCUGCUGUCAGUUUGCCAGAGGCAGAGAUCAGAAGUCUCCUCGAUAAGCUGGCUGAAAAGAACCUGAAGGUUAAAGCUUUUCUCGAAGAUAAACACAUGGAGGGCAGCCUUAAGAAGGCACAUGUGACUCUUGCUCACAAGAGAAGUCAUGGUGUUGCAGCUGUGGCUGGUUAUGGUGUCUUCCUCCAUCGCAAGGUACCAGUGGAACUGACUGCUCUUCUCUUCACAGAUAAAAUGGCUGCAUUCGAAGUCCAGCUUGGUUCUGUUGAUGAUGAAACAAUAGACUCAAAAAACCAGUGGCCCCAUGUUACCAUAUGGACAGGGGAAGGAGUUGCACCAAAGGAAGCCAACUUGUUGCCACAGUUGCUUUCAGAGGGGAAGGCAACUCAGGUCGAAAUCAACCCACCAGUCACUGUAUCAGGGCCGCUUGAAUUCUAUUGAGUAGUCUCUUCUUUCUCCUCUCCUUUAUUUGUUCUUUGUUUUAAUGGGAUGCUCAUGAAGAGGGAUGGCAUUGGGUUUAUGAGGGUAGGUUGUUGGGUUCCGAGGUCAUGAGAUUUUGCGGCUGCUAGGUAGAGAAAAUGCUGAGGCAAGAAGUAAUCUUUUGUUAGAAUAAAUAGAUUUGUCAAAUAGAAGGAAAUCUUUUGAAACAAUGCACUGAAUAAUGAAUGGCACAUAAUAGACAAAGGGGGUAGACAAUCCAUGGUUGAACUUUUUAUCAUAUAUAUAUAUAUAUAUAGUAAAAGAUUUAUGUUAAA
This is a messenger RNA of Rubroshorea leprosula, 3976 nucleotides long. The record is from the annotation of a GenBank genome assembly. Lineage: Eukaryota; Viridiplantae; Streptophyta; Magnoliopsida; Malvales; Dipterocarpaceae.